This is a messenger RNA of Triticum aestivum (bread wheat), 374 nucleotides long. RefSeq lists its product as uncharacterized. The transcript has 2 exons. The record is from RefSeq and is a predicted model, not a curated record. The coding region runs from base 57 to 374 and encodes 105 amino acids. Lineage: Eukaryota; Viridiplantae; Streptophyta; Magnoliopsida; Poales; Poaceae.
GAAUCAAACAACACAACCUCAGCGCGCGAGAGAUCCAUCGGAAGCACAGGAGAGAGAUGAGCUCGUCGGCGGCCAAGAAGGGGGUGCCGAUGGUGGUGGCGACGAGCAUGGCGGCCGUGGAGGCGCUCAAGGACCAGGCGGGGCUGUGCCGCUGGGACUACGCGCUCCGCUCGGUCUACCACCGCGCCGUCCCGACGUCCCUCACCUCCAACUCCUCCUCUUGCCAGGCCGUGAGCGGCAGCGCGGCCGCCGUCGGGAAUUUUUUUGGUCUUUUUCGACAAAAAAUCGCCGUCGGGAGGGCUGCCCGGCCAAGGCGGUCCGAGGAGGAGAAGCUGCACAAGGCGUAUCACGUCGUCUGCUGGGGUCCCAACUGA